Penaeus indicus is the source of this 1760-nucleotide messenger RNA. RefSeq names its product synaptotagmin 1-like. Gene Ontology annotation, biological process: regulation of dopamine secretion; calcium ion-regulated exocytosis of neurotransmitter; cellular response to calcium ion. Lineage: Eukaryota; Metazoa; Arthropoda; Malacostraca; Decapoda; Penaeidae. Bases 470 to 1756 code for a protein of 428 amino acids. Gene Ontology annotation, cellular component: synaptic vesicle membrane; axon; dense core granule. Gene Ontology annotation, molecular function: calcium ion binding; phosphatidylserine binding; syntaxin binding. The transcript has 13 exons. The record is from RefSeq and is a predicted model, not a curated record.
AGCCGUAUGUAGGCUACUGGUCUUCGAAUAAUCCAGGCUGGCUCGCUGUACAGACGUCAGUUUGCUAGACAUAUACGUUUCCCAGCAGAGUGUGGCGGCCGACUAUUUCCUCCCGCCGUCUGGAGGCCUCGAGAGCUAGCGAAAGAGCCACAGGGCCACACACAGGGCCACACAGGGCCACACCCUCCGAGGAAACACCAGAGGGACGGCACUCGCAGGGGGGGAAUAUCGUGGCAGCGGUUGCGAGCGCGAGUCCUCCCUAUUGAUCCCCGGACCGCCGCCUCCAUCUUCCAGUGCAGCAGGAGACCGCUGGACACAAGCAUGGACUCGUAACCGACCUCCCUGGAAAUCCACUUAUCUAACUCUCGGAUCACUCCUCUCCUUCUCCCACGCCAAGCAGUUGAGUGGCGAGGAUACGCGGAAGAAGAAGAAGAGACACAGAGAGACUCGAUAAAGAAGACGGGUCAACAUGCGGCUCAGACGAGGUGCCGAGCCUGAGGGCACUGUCCCGGCAGAGGAACCAGAGCCAGAACUUGAACCGACGUUGACUGUUACCGAAGCGGCUGUUCCCGAGGUGGAGGAUGUCAGCACGAGCGCCCCCACGCAGUCGACGGCGGAGAUGAUGGAGGAGCAGGCGGAGAUUAUCGCCGAGAAGAUGGGGAUGCCCGUCGAAGGACUCAUAGCCAUUCUCGUUGGUGUCGCUCUGCUGAUCCUUGGCAUCUGCUUCUGCUGUAUCCGACGAUGCUUCAAGAAACGCCGCACAAAGAAAGGAAAGGAUGGCAAAGGAGGAGACAUGAAGUCGGUGCAGCUUCUUGGAUCCGCCUACAAGGAGAAGGCUGACAUGGAAGAACUCACAGAGAACGCCGAGGACAUUGCAGAGGAAGGCGAGAGCAAGAAAAGCGAGGAGAAACUCGGACGCUUAAACUUUAAGCUCGAGUAUGACUUCAACUCCAACAGUCUAAGUGUGACCGUCAUACAGUGUGAGGAGUUGCCAGCACUGGACAUGGGUGGCACGAGCGAUCCCUAUGUUAAGGUCUACCUGCUACCAGACAAGAAGAAAAAGUUUGAGACGAAGGUACACCGAAAGACGCUGAAUCCUGUCUUCAAUGAGACCUUCACGUUUAAGGUCCCCUACGCUGACAUUAUGUCCAAGACGCUGGUGUUCGGCAUCUACGACUUCGACAGGUUUUCCAAGCAUGACCAGAUCGGCGAGGUCAAGAUCCCGCUGUGUCAGGUCGAUCUUGCGCAGACCAUCGAGGAAUGGAGGGACCUCGUGUCUGUAGAAGGGGAUGGAGGCCAGGAAAACAAGCUUGGAGAUAUCUGCUUCUCUCUACGCUACGUCCCAACGGCAGGCAAGCUCACAGUGGUUAUUCUGGAAGCCAAGAACCUCAAGAAAAUGGACGUCGGUGGUUUAUCAGAUCCCUACGUGAAGAUCUGUCUCAUCCAGAACGGCAAACGACUCAAGAAGAAGAAGACCAGUAUUAAGAAGUGCACUCUCAACCCUUACUAUAACGAGUCCUUCUCCUUUGAAAUUCCUUUCGAACAGAUCCAGAAAGUCAACUUGCAAGUGACCGUCGUGGACUACGAUCGCAUUGGUACCUCAGAGCCCAUUGGUCGGUGCGUGUUGGGUAUGAACGCUUCGGGCACGGAACUGCGCCAUUGGUCGGACAUGCUGGCAUCUCCUAGGAGGCCCAUCGCCCAGUGGCACACUUUGAAGGAUCCUGAGGAGGCCGAUGCCAUCCUUAACCUUAAGUAAAAAG